GCAAAGUCACUAACGGAAAAGCGUCGUGGGAAUACAAGGGCGAAGUACAGGAAAACACAGGAUGUCAGAAAACAGAUUAAAGUUAACAAGGAAUACGACAGCACGCUAAAGGAAGCGAGGAGAACAGCUUUUUCCCCGCUGAAGAAGGAGAUCAAGGACGAAUACGAACGUCGACAUAUGCUUGGGAAGCAAGCCGAAGUGGAUUCUGAGAGGACGGCGAAGGGGGUCGCUACAUGGUCGAAGGAGGUUGCAAAAGAGGAAAAGCGACGGCGGAGGGAUGUUCCGAACUGGAUUGGAAAAGGAAUGGAAGAACGAAUCGGCAAGAAUACGGAAAAACGCAAAAGCACGAGAAAAACGUGCCGAGGAAAACCGUAG
Messenger RNA from Paramuricea clavata, 375 nucleotides. The record is from the annotation of a GenBank genome assembly. NCBI's taxonomy places the organism in Eukaryota, Metazoa, Cnidaria, Anthozoa, Malacalcyonacea, Plexauridae.